This is a messenger RNA of Cryptotermes secundus, 7838 nucleotides long. RefSeq lists its product as uncharacterized. Bases 1241 to 3964 code for a protein of 907 amino acids. Gene Ontology annotation, biological process: regulation of DNA-templated transcription; cell differentiation; anatomical structure morphogenesis. NCBI's taxonomy places the organism in Eukaryota, Metazoa, Arthropoda, Insecta, Blattodea, Kalotermitidae. Gene Ontology annotation, molecular function: RNA polymerase II cis-regulatory region sequence-specific DNA binding; DNA-binding transcription factor activity, RNA polymerase II-specific. The transcript is spliced from 4 exons. The record is from RefSeq and is a predicted model, not a curated record.
GUGUGGAAGUGCUCGUGAGCGUGCGUGACUGCCUGCUCAGCUGAGAUGGGUGAUGGCGGCUUCCUGACAGAAGAAGAAGAGGAGGACCACAAUACUUGCUAGCGCUGAGCACCCUCAGGGAAUAAAUAAACCGUGGUGGACUUUGCACAAGGAUCGUGAUCACAAAAUGACUCUUAUAGUUACCGCCCCUUGAUCAAAAGACAGUCGCACCGCGUAAACGAAUGCCAUUGGCGGAGAGACAGCAACACGUCAUUUUAGGCAUAUUUUUAUUAAAGACUGAUUUCUAAGAAACCACGCACAUGCAAGUGAAAUCCCUACACAUUUCACGCAGUGAUUUAAGUAUUUCUACUACUGUGGACAUUUUAAUUACUUUGAAGAGCGCGCUCUUGAAUACCUGCGCCACACGUUGAUUUUUGUGUAUAUAAUCCAUCUUAAGUGCCUUUGAAGAAGAACUGUGUGACUAAAAUUAACUUAAUAUCACGUGCCUUAUAAAAUUCUUGUUGGAAUUGGAUGUGAGGAACACAAAUUAUAUCACAAGCUAUAUUGCAAAGGAGAAAUUAGGAAUUAUAUUUUCAUAUUAUUAUUAUUCGUAGAAUAUUUUACGUUGUGAUAUAUACACAUACUUUUUAAAACAACAGAUUUACGGCCCUGGCUGAAAAUCAUAAUUACAUACUUCGUCAGAAACAGUAGUUACUUGUGUGUGAAAAUGCCCAAGUAAUCUCAGAUAUCGGUAAUUACAAGUUGGCUUUGUUUGCCGAGGAACACAGCUACUGUGUGUUUGCAUGCGACUGCGGAAAAUAGAUAACAGGACGGCACAAGUUCGUACUUGCAGAUUAGGAAACAAUAUAUCAUUUGCUCACCAGUCGCUAACACAAAUGAUCAGAUGACGUGGUUGCCAACUAUCUUGAUAUCACCUGGCAGUGGUAUCAAUGGCUGAACUGGGAAGAAAGUUGAGCUCUGAGCGGACCGAUUUCUUUUUAUCGUAAAUCGCGAUUAGACGCGAGGGCCUGAUAAGAUUUGUGAUUAUCACAGUCGCAGCCAUAUUUGUUUCAGGCACUCAAGUGUUAGUUUGUGAGUUGACGUUCAGCGUACAAGUGACUUGUAGUGAUAUAGAGCGGAGUGACGGUUGUGGGAGCAUAUCUUCGUUUGUACCCGACGGAUUGAAGACUUUUUCAAACUGGCGGCCAGCGGAGACGAAGACUGCGCCGAGGCACUCAACCCUUUCGCCGCGACGUACACAAUGAUGGGAGAGUACAAGUCGGAGAUGGAUCACGGCUCACCGAGCCAACAGACGUUGGUGAGCACCAGUUACGGGGGCACUACGUCUUCCACUCUGAAUUCGAACCUCUCCCCAUCGAACUCUCCAACUCUGCAUCCCCUGCAUCAGUUGUACAGCCCCCACCACCACCCUGCAUAUGACCGCCACCCAUACGCCACAGACUCAGACACCCCUACUUCGCUUGCCUCUCCUCAAAUUACCCAGAUGCUUCCUAGUGUUCUCCCAGGUUCGGCAACCCUUAAUCACAGACUGACCCCAGGUGAAGAGUGUCACUGGCUGAGCAAUGGCUCGCUGGUAGGAAGUCCAGGUGGAAAUAUGGUUGGUACUACCGCACCUCUACAUCAUCAGAGUUACCAGCACCAUCUUACGGCAGGAGAGGUGAACCUAGCGGGGAGUACCCCUGGACUUAAAGUUGGUGUCCAUCCUGGUCACCACCAUCACCACAAUCACCACAGUCAUCAGCAGCAACAGAAAGCCUUAAAGGAGCAGAGAAUUCGGAGACCCAUGAACGCUUUUAUGGUGUGGGCCAAAGUGGAGCGCAAGAAACUGGCAGAUGAAAACCCGGAUCUCCACAAUGCCGAUCUCAGCAAGAUGUUGGGCAAGAAGUGGCGGAGUCUGACACCUCAAGACCGACGCCCGUACGUGGAGGAGGCAGAACGACUGCGCGUGAUACACAUGCAAGAGCACCCUAACUACAAAUACCGUCCCAGACGCCGGAAACACAACAAGCGCGGUGGCCCUUCUCCUUCCGGCGUUCCGGCCACAAGCACCGGCACCAGCGCCAGUGGUAACGGCGGAACUUCCGGUGCAGUGGGUACCAGUGGGAACCGCCGCAACAAUUCCAACAUUAACCAGCACCACCUCCACCAAUCCCACCAAUUGCACCACCAACAAAAGCUGCAGUCACAAACUCAUCAACUGACAUACCAGUCUUACCAACAUCAGCAUAAUAUCGGUGGCUACUCCCCUCUCAUGCAAGCGCACCAGACCUAUCAACACUUGUACUCCAAGAACAAUGGUUCGAAUGUGACCUAUGGAUCACCAUACACUCCUAUAAUGCAUACUCCAGAAGCCUCCCCUCCUGGCAGUCCGGAAGCAGACUCCCUGAGAAUGGGACUUGGCAACCGAGUGAGCAAUGCAUCAUCGCCUUUGUUGCAACAGCCUCACGCAUCAACACUUCAGCAAGAAGACCAGCAGGAGCCAGAAACACCGGAAUCCCAAGCCCAGCAGCUCCCGUCAACACCUCAACCACAUUCAUCCGGUCAGAAUUCCUCAGCCUCCGGUCUAAUCGAAGAUGUCAAUGCCGCAGCCUUACCAACUCCAGAAAUGUCUCCAAUGGACCAAGAUAAGGACAACUUUCAGUUUAGUGGAGGAACAAGUUCGAAUAAUGAUGAUAAGAGGCCGGUUGCUUCUGGGGUAUUGGGGAAUGUUCUAGUAGUUGGCACAGCUACCAACCCUCUCAACAACAAUAUCCCGGCCGGAGGAAGCACUCUUCAUCAACAGACUUCCAGCAGUAUGAACCUUUCCACUGCGACCACAACAACGGCCUCCAUCGGGUACCACCAUGUCUUGUCGCAGCACAUACCAUACAACCGACAACCGUCUUCCUCAUCCGCGCUGUCCAACAGUUACGGUGGAACGGCCAACUUGCUACACCAUCACCACCAUCAUCACCACCACCAUCACCAGACUCAACAGAACAGCCUCACAGCCACAAUGGGUCUCAGUAAUGGCAUGAUGAUGAUGUGCACGAACCAGAGAGUUCUGGAGAGUUACGAACAUAAUGGAUUAGUGACUGGGACUUUCUACCCUCCUGUGGCGACGUCACAGGACAACCAGCAACUCGGCGUUGGCAGCAGUGGCGGCAGUAGCAGCAGUGGCAGCAGUGGGCAUCAGAUGUACACAACUGCCAGCUCAACGGCUUCGCCGUCAUUAGGAUCUUCCUAUUUAGGAAGCAGUGGUAGUGGAAAUGGCAACAGUGUUUACGGAGGCAACGGGAGUGGCAGCAGUGGAUCCGCAAGCGGACAAGGACUGCCAGCAUCGCCAAAUGGAAGUCACUACUCGUGUAACAGUCCAGUGGGCGCUGCGCAUGCGUUGAGAUCAGUGGACAGUUACGCAGGUGGAGUCAUUAUGGCAGAUGAUCAGCAUGGCCGCAGUUAUCACCACAGCGUUGUGACGUCACAGUCGCCUCAUUCUCACCAUCCGCCUCACCACAUGUCGUACGUGAGCCAGUCAGACGACGAUGAUCUCAUCCUAGGUGACGCAACAGAUGGUGGAGUCGAUACUAACGAAUUCGAUAAAUAUCUAAAAUAUUCAGGACAACCUCAAGCAACCCUUGAAGGUAAUGAAACGGGAACAGCAAUGCAGAUGGAUUCCAAUCACAACUAUCACCACCAUCACCACCAUUCACUGUCACCAAGCAGCCACCAUCAAAUUCAGCAAAGUCACGGGUACUAUAAUCAUCCUAUCCUGAGUAAUGGUGGGCAUAUCCUGAAGACGGAACCCUCUGUCCUGCAUGUGAAUCCCCAUCACGGAGUUGCCUCUUACGGCGCACCCGAAGGACAGCAAGUGCAGCAGUGUGAGUUCCCCAACCAGCAGCAGCAGCAGCAAAUGCAGCAAAUUAAAACGGAGGAUGACUUUAGUGUGAUACUUGCAGAUGUUCGCAAAACGUGCUACAGCAGUUGAUCUGUCCGCGGGGUAUGCUCAUGACUGCAUGCCGAGUGCGGGAGUUCUUAUCCGUCAGGAGUUCGGCUUCGCUACGUUUUCAGUUCUUCGGAGAGUGCUCUUAUUUUCGCAGGGGUUACAGUUUAAUUUACAAGACAAAUGGACACUUCUAAUAUCAUAUAUAAGUAAUGUAUAAACCAAAGAAAUCUACAGACAUAAAUUAUAACCUUCUUUGCCAGUAUGUCAAAUUAAUGCUUUUCUUAUCGCCUUAGAAAGGCAAGCAAUUGAAGUAUAAACGUCCCUGAAAUUUUAAGUAAUUAUAAAUUUCCUAACCACUUUUAUCUUGUUGCUGCUCUUCUUAAAAUUCGGCAUAUCCGCAAUAAGAAUUCCGGAUUGUUGUGAAGCUUUUAGGCACAAGGAAGUGACUAAAUAAGGCAAAUCUGGAAGGUAAUUAGGACUGUACGGAAGUUUUAUUCUCCGCUGCUAGUGUCAAUGAAUCUACAAGUACGCAAGGAGAAAUAUUUUAAUACUGCCUUAGGUCUAGCGUUUUCAGUUGGAGAUUGGAGAUGUUCAAAUACAGAAGAUAACGCAUGUGUUAAUGCAGAUAACACGAAAUAUUUUCUUCACGAUUAUUCGGUACGUAAUUACAGUUUUUAUAAAUUGACUAGAGGCAUUUUUGCUCAGAAAUGUCACCAUUAGAAGCCUUAUUCCUUGUUAUACAAUUAUACACACAGGUUGAAAAUACAAAGUUCUUAUAGAGACGAAUAUAAUUGACUCAUAAGGCGGGAUAAUUUUAGAGACAAUAUUGGGAGCAGUCACCAUUGCAAUAUCGAAUAUUUCAUGACAAAAAAUACUAAACACGCCUCAAGGUUCCUAUAUUUUUAUAUUUUAACAGUCACUGUUACUUGUAUUACAACGAAGUUUCACCUGUUGAGUUUAAUGAAUUUUAUAAAUUAUGUGUGGUUGGAAGUUAUGAAGUGAGUAUAUGACAACUUAGAGCACAUAUGAUCUUCACUUGCCGGAUAAAUAUGUGAAAUUAAUGGGUGUAAUAAAUAUCAGUGCAUGGAACUUGGUACUGAAAAAUCAUUGUAACCGUUUUAAUAAGGCUUUUCCUUAAAAUUGAAUGGACUGCUAUGUGGGAAAAAAGGGCGCCGUAAAGUCAUUGGAACAUGAGGGCGACGUCAUACCCUAAACUUGACAAAAAUAGGGGAAGUUUUAUUAUAAUCAUUUCUCAAUUCUACACAAGUUCUCCCGUUAUAUCCAAAUAUUCAUGUUUGUGUGUACAUAUCGUGGUCCUGUACAUAUCUUAAAAUAGGGGUAAUAUCCCUUCCUUGUAUCAUACCACUGUAGCUUUAGAAACCAAAAUCAGCUUUCACACAGAAUUGUGCUAGUUCAAAAUACAUACAUUGCUAUUGUUAUUUUAAUACUUAUAACUUUUGUUUGAAAAAGGGAAUUUGAGCAAGCUAGUUCUAGAAAAUCUAUCAAGGUUUCAGAUAUUUUUGCACUGCUACAAUACCUUUUUGUGUUGUUUUGCUCUGUUUCUUGUAUAUUUUACUCCACCUAUUCUUAGUUUUUUGUUUAUUGGUACAUGAUAUGAGGUCUCGGUGUGCGUUUGUUCUGAUAGAAAUAAGUUUUGCCAUUAUACAUGUUCAUGAAACGUAACAUCGUUACACAGUGUUCCGUCCGACCUUUCCGAUAAAUCUAUAAAGAAACACAACUGAUAAGAAUAAGGUAUGGAAUUAUUUUCCGUGGCCUUCAUCUAUUGCUUUCGUGCUGUGAUUAUUCGUAGCAAUAACAUUUAGACAUUGGAGCUGGAAUAUCUGUUUCGAGAUGGAAUUAAGCAAAUGCAUAAAUAAUUGAAGGAAUGUAAGUAUCUUAUUUACAUAAGCAGCCAUGAACACAGUUGUUAAUCUUUCUCAUUUAAUAGCCACUGACGUGAGGUACUUACGUGUUUUCAGUUCUGUUUUCCAUUCAGUUCACGCCAUGGCUGGUUUUGUAAAUAGCGUAUGUCAUGAGAUUGUAUACUGAUAUUAAAAUGUUAUAUUGUAAUGAGCCUUCCAUUACUGAUUAAAAUAAAAUCGUUACGCAUGAUGCAUACCAAUAAUUUGCGUAUAGUUGCUGUUUUGAAUUCAACUACUGUCUGUGAGACCAGAGAUGACAGUACGGAGGUAAGUGGGGGAAGGGAUACAACUUGUUAUGCUCAUAGAAUGAAGGAGUGGGGGGUUGUGCCUACUGACAUCUAUCUUCUGACAGACAGUAUACUGUUCACUGUUGUUGAAAAUGAACAUCAAUAAAUCUGUACUAUAUAUCCUAGGUCUUUAAUAGGCUAUUGAUAAUUAUACAUGCAGCAUUAUAAUAGGACUAACAUGAAACCUAAAUUUGCAAUCGUAUCACCUGUCUAUUAUACGGUAUUAAAGCGCCUUUGCAAACUGGUUCCUUCAGGAAAUGUAACGGGAAUGUAGGAAGAUACAAGGCACGUUUAAUUCUCAUUCCAUUCCAUAACUUGCCCUAGAAUAUGAACUUGCAGUAAAGUGCACGUAUAAUGAUAGUACCUGAUUCGUUGGCCAGCAAACUCCAGGCAAGGGACCGAUCACUGCCUAUCGUUGAACGGAAAGACUAUCACUGGCGUAAUGAACGUCCGAUUAUAGUGCUUAACAUUGUCACGUAUAGGGUGGUACGUGUGACGAAAAUAACGGGUUCUAGUUCGAUUGGGUUCAUUGGCACUUCGGUUUCAAGUUCUCUUAAUCACACUUAAUGGAGCCCUAUCGCUGUUCUACACACUUUCCAGUCCACCGUUGUACACGCACUAAGAUUCCCAGCCUUCAUCAGUCGUCUCCUGGCAACAGAUCUCGACACAGAAACUAUCACAUAAAGUCACUUUGAAGUGUUCUUGCCAUUUCUUGUUCCAUCACCCCGGAACCUCUUAACUCAACUAAAAACUCUUCUGGACUCUUGACUACACUGCACUGCAUUGCACUCUGCACUAAUCUAAGCUACAACAGGUCUUCGUUAUAUAGGCUCCACACGGACAACAGAGAACACAUAAGUCACGUGAUUCCUAGCCAGCGAGUUCAGUGGCGCGCUGACUAUUGCUUAGCAACGAGCACUCAGAUACAUCUUCCAUUGUUGCAUGUUUGAACGUGUCUACCAAGCCGUUGCAAUAUAGUUUAUUGACCAACAAGUGGGAUUUGUAUCACAGGGCUCUGUGUUGUGCGAAGUUGGACCGGAAAGAGAAAUACCAGCUACGAUUAUUAAAAAUUAUACUGUGAGUCUACAGGAAAAGCAUGUGGUACUAACUUACUCGGAUUCUGGUUACGCACAUGCCAACUCGUUCCAUUACACAUAAACAGCAAAAAAAAAAUGCUUUCUUUUCCAAAAUCACGAUUAUCAGUUGGCAUAUUAAAUAAUUCCCUGUAGUGUAAGGACCCUUACUGUCAAGUGAUAUGCUUGUCUGUUACUGCUCACACCUCCAUCCUCAUAUUUUGAAUGGUGAGAUAAAGAACGAAUUAAUUCGGGAUAGUUACUUUAAAUCGGGUUUAGAUCCAGACACGUCAAGAAUAUGGAAAAUGAUUCGAUAACUCCUACAUCAAAAUUUUCGAGUUAAUUUGGUCACGUGUUUCUCAAAAUAGUUUAAUAAUUGUUAUAAAUAUAAUACUGUUACUGUAUUGCCAUAGAGUGUCGAUGUUUCAGUCCAUGAAUUACGUUAAUUUUCAGAUGUUAGACAUUUCGAAAGAAACAUAUCAAACAGAGCCAGCUGCAGUAUUCUCUGCAGUAAAUAAUAACCUUAGUUUCGAUUCAUUGCUCUCACUAACAGAGCAACAUAGGAAGAUUUUUAUCUUCUGGGAUAUAACGUCGUGUAGUCCAAUGAAAGUAAAUAGACAUUUCGGAAGAAAAU